Molecule: messenger RNA, 1658 nt
Organism: Acanthopagrus latus (yellowfin seabream)
Lineage: Eukaryota; Metazoa; Chordata; Actinopteri; Spariformes; Sparidae
Gene: foxb2
Product: forkhead box B2
Exons: 1
Coding region: 162-1121 (319 amino acids)
Biological process (GO): anatomical structure morphogenesis; cell differentiation; regulation of transcription by RNA polymerase II
Molecular function (GO): DNA-binding transcription factor activity, RNA polymerase II-specific; RNA polymerase II cis-regulatory region sequence-specific DNA binding
Source: RefSeq, a predicted model, not a curated record
ACUGAUCAAAACUGAUGGCUCAAAACUUUGGAACAUAUGCGUCAGAUGGAGACUGAUAUGAAGACCGUCCAGUUAGCUCCUUAAAAUACAGAAUUUGAAGUGUAACUUUCAAGACUUUUUUUAUUCAACAUUUCAAACUUAAAGAAAAACAGCAGCCAGUCAUGCCUCGUCCUGGGAAGAACUCGUACAGCGACCAGAAGCCUCCAUACUCCUACAUAUCCCUGACAGCGAUGGCUAUCCAGAACUCCACCGAAAAGAUGCUGCCUCUGAGUGACAUUUACAAGUUCAUCAUGGACCGGUUUCCGUAUUAUCGAGAGAAUACCCAACGGUGGCAGAAUUCCCUGCGACACAACCUCUCCUUCAACGACUGUUUCAUCAAGAUCCCUCGGCGGCCCGAUCAGCCGGGGAAAGGCAGCUUCUGGGCUCUGCAUCCGGACUGCGGUGACAUGUUUGAGAACGGCAGCUUCCUGAGGAGACGGAAGCGCUUCAAGGUGCUGCGCGCUGAGCACAUGGCCUGCAAGAGCUCCCCGAUGAUGCAUUACUUUCACCAUCACCACCACCACCCGGGCAGCAAGCUGGGCACGGCAUCAGCCCAUCACGACCACUCCGCAGGCCCGGCGAGCACCGUGGGUCGGCUCCCUCACUUUCAGGGUUACGGGGGCAUCACUUGCGCACAGCCCGGCGGGUUCAAACACCCGUUCGCAAUCGAGAACAUUAUAGGACGGGACUACAAGGGCGUGAUGGCCAGCGGGCUCCCCCUCACCUCGGUCAUGCACCACCUGGGUUACCCGGUGCCCCCGCAGCUCAGCAGCGUGGUCAACUCAAUGUGGCCGCACGUCGGGAUGCUGUCGGAGUCCAUGGGUGGCGUGCCCGUGCCCGCAUCAUCCGAGUACGCGCCCUUCAGCAUGUCAGCAAAGGGCCUGUACCACAAUGCCAACGGGCAGAGCCUGCCCGCCGUGCCCGUGCCAAUAAAACCCACCCCAUCCCUGGGUCCCGUGCCCGGGCUGACGGGGCUGCAGUCCGGCCCGACCCAGCUCUGCUCACCGGCCUCAGCGAUGGAGAAAAGUGAUCUGCUGGAGGGGAAAGGCAACCCUCUGCACCCGGCUCUCCUGCUGUCCUAACCGGGUAAAUUGCGGGUCAUUUUUGAAAAGUAACACCGAGAAGAAGGACACUGUUACCGCAUUAAACAAAUCGGCAUAGUUUACGUUCAGUGCAGCCUUAGGAGAGUUGUUUCAAAAAAAAAAGAAAAAGAAAAAGAAAGAAAGUAAGGUUAACAUUUUGCUGUGCAAUGAAUUUUUUUCAUUAGACCCAUGUUGAUUGAAAUCAUAAUUUAUUUGCACAAUUUGUGAGGGCAUUUACCACAUACUGUAAUGUGGCACUGAUAAAUACAAUCAGACGAGCAGAUACGCUAAACCCAAAGAAAGCUGUGAUUUAGGAGACAAACAAUUCUUUUCCAAAUGCAAAACAACAACUCUGUUUCUAUUUUUCCUUUAUCUCUAUUUAUUUCACCUGAACCUUCGGCCGGCCUGUCGGCUAAAGACAAAAUAGGCCUUCAUGUUGUUUAAUUAGGCCUGUUGCACUUUUUUGUGUGUGUGUUACUUAUCGGUGCAUUGAAAACGUUAUGCUUGUAUUAUAACACUAUUUAUCUGAGUAUAUUU